This is a messenger RNA of Rotaria sp. Silwood2, 2437 nucleotides long. The record is from the annotation of a GenBank genome assembly. NCBI's taxonomy places the organism in Eukaryota, Metazoa, Rotifera, Eurotatoria, Philodinida, Philodinidae.
CCUUUCUGAUCGAAAGUUUUUUACAUUUUUUUAUUCAUUUCCGUUCGAAUAAAAGCAUCCAGAACUUGAGGGCAUCGUCAGAAAAACAUAUUUUUUCUUAACUCAAAACCUUGCUCAAUCAGAUAUACUGUGAUUGAAAAAUGGAAGCGAUCUUUUAUUUAUUUUUUGUGAAAGAACUAAUUUUUUGACUUUUAUAAAUUAUGUUACUGAAUGCUUCGAAAUGUAUAUAGAACAGAAAAAUGUAAAAAACUUUCGAUCAGAAAGGAAGAACUGUUAUGCAGCAUAAAGCGUCUACCUUAAAUAUUCAUUAAAAAAAAAACUUUUUCAAUUGUGAAAGGUUCCGAAGAGAUAUACUACAAGUUUCUGAAAUCCUCCAUGAUAAUAUUCCUAAGCGAAUUUAUUUGCUAUUAAUUGUAAGUCUCGAUAGUAGGGAUAGUUCAAUGCGCUUUGAGUAACUUUAAUGGUUAAUUUAUUAUAAUCGUCAUAUAUUUCACAUUAUCUUCAAUAAUAGGUAGAUGAAAUGCAUAAUUUCGUUUUUCUGGAAAGCUUCAAUUUUUCAUUCUAUUUAUUGGAGAACUUAAUAUUCCUUCAGAUGAAAACAAGAAGUUUUUUUAAUUAGACUGUAAUUUUGUAGAAAACUCUCAGGUAAUGAUUAGAGAUUCUAGAAGUAUCUGAAAUAUAGAAAACAAAUAUUUGAAUGCGUCCAAGAUUCUUUGUAGAUUUUAAUGUACAGAAAACUCUUGAAUGUUAAGAUUCAAGAGUAUAAAAAACGUUUCUUAACUUCAUUUUUAUAUGUGCAAAACAUGCAGAAAGUUUCAUGACGAUUCCAUGUACCGUAUUAAAAACUGAUUUUUGAGAGCGAGAAGUCUUAACCUGUAAUAGAUAAUGAAAGACUUCAGAGAUCGACACCGAAUCAAAAUCUUUCUAGCAUAUUCGAUUUAUAAUAACUUCGUUCUUGAUUAUAUAGCAACACAGUCGUAGAAAAGUUUGAUUGAUUUGCAUAUGACAUGAUCACUAGCAAAGAUUAGUAGUUAUUUUUUUCAUUUCUUGACUUUUUUAUUCUCUAAUGUAUGUUUAUGUUAGUAGCCUAUUGUAUUUGCUUCUCAUGAUAAUUAUGUCAAACUUGGAUGCACUUUCAUUAAGUGGUUGACCUUUCACAGAACGUUCUCGUAUAUUAUCUUCGUUAUUCGUAUCACACUCAAUAUCUAUCAUAAAGCGUUCAUUAAUGAACAAUGAUAUUCAUUUUCAAGUACUAUAUAAUGGUAGCAGGCAGCAAACGACUCUCUGUUGAAAAACUUUCGAUUUUCCUGCAAUAUCAAAUAGUGAAAAUCUGAACGAAUACGGACUUAUACUUGGUUUUGUAUCGUGUACAAUAUUCUUUGAUACAUGCAAGUACGUUGAUUCUAGUACAGUUGCUAGACAACUGUCAUUAUUAGAAAGAAGCAUUAAAAAAAACUGGAUAGUUUGCAAAAAUAUUAUAUAAUAUUUUUUUCUAACUCAAUAUAAUUGAAAUUGAAAUUUUUCUAUUCGAUCAAAGGAAAAACGACGUACUCGCAUAAUGUCUCAAGUACAGUGGAAGUACGAAACUACCAUGAAGGUAGAGGGGAAUCACGUGGAGCAUAGCGAGACAAUCGUGCGGGUACUCCGUUGUCUUCUUAAAUUUAUGUUUAGAUUCUUUUUUUAGUUAAAAAACUGUACUCUAGAGAGCGACAUUUUUCCUUGUAUGUGUUUUGGUCUCUCAUAGACUUUCCUUGAAAAUCAAUAUGUAAUAUUGUGUAUUGAAUAUAUUAUAGACAUGUUUUAGUAAGAGUCUUCUUUCCUAUAAGCCGUUAAAACAUUUAUUAACUACGUCGAUAAUUCAUCGGAUCUACAUAUUUGAAUUGAAUGAGUUGUAAUCAAAUGAAUAAUGAAAACCUAUAGUUGUUCAUAAGUAAAAAUAUCCAAAUCAUUGAUAUUUAUUUCUAAAUAAAGCAUUAAUAUAUCAAAAAAUAUUUAAUCGUUUAAAAUUGUUUCAAUUUAAUUUUAGAGUUCUGUAACUAAUAAAGAAGAUGCUGAUUCAAAUCAUAUAUUUUCUUUAAUCUAUGGAUAUCGUUGUUCACAAACAUUAUUUACUGCUGUUAGUUUUAAAUUAUUUGAUCAUUUAACAACACAAGAACUUUCAUUAGAAGAAUUAGCAAAUAAACUUAACCUAUCUCAUUUAUCAUCAUUAGAACGAUUUUUAAAUGCUUGUAUUUCUCUUAAAUUAAUUCAACAAGAUAAAAUAAAUAAGAAAUAUUCUAAUACACAAUUAAGUGAUAAAUAUCUUGUUUCAACAAGUCCAGUAACACUUAAUGGAUAUAUUGAUCAUAAUAAUCAAUCAUCUUAUUUACUUUGGUGUAAACUUCGAAAUGCAAUACAAGAAAAUACUCCACAAUGGCAACAAAUACUUAAACAAUAA